GCGUCGGCGAAGGUUUGCGAUUCAAGCAGAGGGGCGGAAGUGAGGCUCGGGGGGAGGAUUUAGGGAGUGGGAUCGCCGUUGCCCAGAGCGGUGCCUUUGAGUCGCCGUGGAAUCGGGAGCAAGAGAAGGAAGCGCGGGGCUGCUUCAAGGAGCGAGGCAGCGAUGGGUCGUUACCUGAGAUAUCGCCCGAUUGCAGCCAAGGCCAAGAAAAUCCGCGAAUAUUGGGCUUUAAAAAACCGACCUCGCGACUCCCAGCGUUAUGCGGUGGAUUACGAGAAGAUGACCCGGGCUUUUACGGGCAAGCGUCUCCCUGUGCUGGCCUGGGAGGAUGUGAGGAACGAGAAUCGCCUUUUUAUGCUCCUCUCCCGAUUGCGCCUCUUUGGCAUUGGCCGCAUGGUCACCCGCAAAUCCUGGCUAUGGGAAUACGAUGAGCCUUGUUAUUGGGUCAUUACCAAAGUAAAAGUCGAUUAUACGGCUGAGAAAAUGGAAUUUGGAAAGGCUUGGGGAUAUCUGACAUUUAGAGGCAAGCCUGAAACCGAAGAGAAAGAAAUAGACAAAGUAAUGUACCACGACUGGCGCAUGGUACCAAAACACGAGGAGGAAGCCUUUAAGAAAUAUACCCCACCUGAGGAAGAGGAGAAAGUCCGGUAUGUCUUUUAUCCACCACUGCUGCGGGCCAUGAUCCUUGCGCAGAGACAGAAAGAAGGCAAACUGACUGAAGAAGAACCAAUCCUUGAUCUGGAGCCAGCUGCUCACCUCCUAAAUACGUCCCCCAGAAACCAAGCUGAAGGGACUCCAGUCUGAAGUCUUUAGGACUUUAGGAUACGGCUCUUGGUUUGUUACAUUCUCAGGUGUGAUCAUACAGCCCAGCUUUCCUAUUCUGCCUUGUACUUGGAGGAAGGAGUAUUAGGUAUGUUCGCCGCCUUGAGUUAUUUGUAAAAAUGAUAAAAGGAUACAAAUAAAUAAAAUAAAA
Ahaetulla prasina is the source of this 973-nucleotide messenger RNA. RefSeq names its product mitochondrial ribosomal protein S34 (gene MRPS34). NCBI's taxonomy places the organism in Eukaryota, Metazoa, Chordata, Lepidosauria, Squamata, Colubridae. The coding region runs from base 163 to 804 and encodes 213 amino acids. Gene Ontology annotation, biological process: mitochondrial translation. Gene Ontology annotation, cellular component: mitochondrial small ribosomal subunit; mitochondrion. Gene Ontology annotation, molecular function: structural constituent of ribosome. The transcript has 4 exons. The record is from RefSeq and is a predicted model, not a curated record.